Molecule: messenger RNA, 2506 nt
Organism: Hemibagrus wyckioides
Lineage: Eukaryota; Metazoa; Chordata; Actinopteri; Siluriformes; Bagridae
Gene: slc35e1
Product: solute carrier family 35 member E1
Exons: 6
Coding region: 79-1203 (374 amino acids)
Cellular component (GO): Golgi apparatus
Molecular function (GO): antiporter activity
Source: RefSeq, a predicted model, not a curated record
GAAGUUGGAGCUCCACGCAGGAAGCUCCUCGCAGCAGCAGCAGCAGCAGCGCCUCACACCGACACUCGGGGAGGGAAGAUGGCGGCGGUGGAGCGUCCGCCAGCGAAGGAGGCGGUGCGGAUCGCGCUGCUGUGUACCUGCUGGUAUGCGGUCAGCUCAGGCGGCAACGUCAUCAAUAAAAUCAUCCUGAACGGAUUCCCGUAUCCGGUCACCGUCUCGCUUUUCCACAUCUUUUCCAUCGUGCUCUUUCUGCCGCCGUUGCUGCGCGCUUGGGGCGUCCCGAAAUCUGAAGUGCCGGCCCCAUACUACCGCUGGUACAUUCUUCCGCUGGCGUUUGGUAAAUAUUUCGCCUCGGUGUCGGCUCACUUCAGUAUAUGGAAGGUGCCCGUGUCUUACGCUCACACCGUAAAAGCCACCAUGCCAAUAUGGGUCGUGUUGUUAUCACGGAUAAUUAUGAAGGAGAAACAAACCACAAAGGUCUAUGUCUCACUCAUACCCAUCAUAGGUGGUGUUCUGUUGGCUACAGUGACCGAGCUUUCAUUUGACCUGUCAGGAUUAGUCAGUGCUCUGGCAGCGACACUUUGCUUCUCUUUGCAAAACAUAUUCUCCAAAAAGGUUUUGCGUGACACAAGGAUACACCACCUCUAUCUGCUCAACACUCUCGGCUUCAAUGCAGUUUUGUUCAUGCUGCCCACGUGGGUUUUAGUUGACCUGCCUGCAUUUCUGGUGGAUGGAGACUUUUCCGAGAUCUCCAACUGGAGUGGAACGUUUGUGCUGCUCAUCCUGAGUGGGGUCUGCAACUUUGCACAGAACAUGAUUGCCUUUAGCGUGUUGAACCUAGUCAGUCCUCUCAGCUAUGCGGUUGCUAAUGCUACGAAGAGGAUCAUGGUGAUCAGUAUAUCACUACUGAUGCUGAGGAACCCUGUCAGCUUGUCCAACAUCUUGGGGAUGAUGACUGCCAUCCUUGGUGUCUUUCUAUACAACAAGGCGAAAUAUGACACCAACCAGGAAGCAAAGAAGAAAUUGCUGCCGGUUUCAUCGCAGGACAUGGUUUCAUUCGACAAGCCCCAGUCUAAUGGCUCAGUGUCCUCGAAACAAGGCUCGGAAUUUCAGUAUGGCCGGACCAACAUGCUCAGCGACCACUUUCAGUACAGCAGGCAGGCCUACACAAUGAACUACGCCUCUAACCAAUACGUCGUCUGAGUGGAGAAACUGAUGAAUGAACCCGUUUAACUGUAAAAGGACACUGUAUUUAGUGUGGAACUUGCUUUUUCUGUGCCAGAUCCUCCUAUUUAUUUCACUCUUUUUUUUUUUUUUCACGGUAGUUUACAAAAAAUUCUCACUAAUCGAGGGUGCAAAUCAGUCUUUUUUUGGUGGAAUACAUUUGUGGGCUAAACAUAACGAUGUUCGCGAUCAUAAUGCUGUGUAUGAAUCGAAGGCGAUGCGGUGUUGCUCUCGGAAACGGAGAACACAUCGGAACUGGUACACACUGGGACAACAUACAUUAUCAUUGUCCGUAGAAGACAAUUUCAUGUAUUCAGAUAAAUUGGAAUAGUGCUUCUAUUUGUAAAUAUUUUCAUGUAUUUAUUUUUGUAGAAGUUCUGGGUGAGGUUUAUCAUGAAGCCUUUGAAUGUGUAAUGCCUGUUAAAGGCAUGCUCACGCAGUGGUCGAUAAUUUGUUUUUGUUUUUUUUUUUGGUCAUCAGUGUUUGCGAGCCAGUUCAAAUCAUGGACCCACGGACCCAUAGGAAUUAGGUUUAUUUGUGUUGUUUGUUUAAGCCUUUUUGGACGAGGGUUUCAUUUUAUUUAUUUUUUAAUGGGUGAAAUUAAGUUCAAUAGGCGCACGUCUUCGGCAGAAAGCCGCAGUGCAAUUUUUACAGUCUUCACUACUGAUUGAUAUCAGUCAGAAUUCAGUAUGUUUUGGAUGGCCAGGUAAUUCCUCAGUGGGUGUGAUACACAAGUAUUCUUAUACAUUCAUUCUCAUCAUCCAGUUUCUUUUUACUUAUCUUUCUUUUUUUUUUGGUUCAAAACAUGAUAAGGAAUCUUUUCAGCACAUUCAGUUUUGUUUUUUGGAAACCUUUCAUGAUCAUCAGAAGCCAUUCUUAAGAUAUGUGUUCUUUGCAAAAUAUAAUGUGUAGCUGAAUGUUUAGGCUCUGAGGGACUGCCUCAAGAGAUGAUGCAUAAGUGAAAUGAUUUACAUUUUAAGUGGAUUAAGUUUAAAUCCAUUUUAAGUAGCAUAGAGUACACAUAUUGGGUAGUAGGAUCAUGUAUAUUGUAAUUGUUUUCUUUAGGAAAAAAAAAAGAUCUACUGUUUUGUCAAUCGUUUGCCUCAGUAUGCCUCAUUGGCCUUGUAAUGAAAGGUGCGAUGCAUAAAUUAGUCUAUUAGCUUAAGUAUUUUGUUUUUUUGCCAGAAUAUUUAAUUUACAGCUUGUUGAUUUUAUUUUUGCACAAGUAUUCAGUGUCGGUUUGUGUUGUCUCUUCUCCAUAAAGCUUUCUGAAUUCAUCUGA